Molecule: messenger RNA, 294 nt
Organism: Clonostachys byssicola
Lineage: Eukaryota; Fungi; Ascomycota; Sordariomycetes; Hypocreales; Bionectriaceae
Source: the annotation of a GenBank genome assembly
AUGGCCGGCGUCACGUCUGUACCAGCUGACCAUCAGGAUGAAUUGGCAGAAAAGGAUCAGAAACGGCGACCUGGUCAGGGAGACGGAAGUAGUUCACAGGAUAUUCUCCCUACAGUGGCUGAAGGUGAUCUCAGGAAAUCUCAUGACUUGGAAAAGCAACAGGAAUCGCUCCCUGGUGAAGAAUUCAUGCCCCAAGAUGUGGCGGACAUGACGACCGAGCAAGUUUCCGACAAAGGCUUUGCACCGUGGAUUUUUGUGCUGAGUGCUCACCUCGCCAUCAUGGAUAGUUGGUGA